Messenger RNA from Coregonus clupeaformis (lake whitefish), 1409 nucleotides. RefSeq names its product protein mono-ADP-ribosyltransferase PARP12-like. Gene Ontology annotation, molecular function: NAD+ poly-ADP-ribosyltransferase activity. Lineage: Eukaryota; Metazoa; Chordata; Actinopteri; Salmoniformes; Salmonidae. The record is from RefSeq and is a predicted model, not a curated record. Bases 1 to 444 code for a protein of 147 amino acids. The transcript is spliced from 3 exons.
AUGGCUUUGAUGCCAUACAAGCAAGCCAAACACCUGCAGAAGGAACAGAUGAUGAAGAAGAAUGGAGGGAAACCGGUUUACGAGAGAAACUUGUUUCACGGCACAGAUGAGUCUAUCAUAGAUGCCAUCUGUGAACAGAACUUUGACUGGAGGACCUGCGGUGUCAAUGGAACACCUUAUGGUCAAGGGAGCUACUUUGCUAGAGAUGCCUCAUUCUCCAACAACUACAUCAAGUCUCAGAGCAGGAGCCAGAAGAUCAUGUUUGUGGCUCUGGUCUUGGUUGGAGAGUUCACCAAGGGACAUGACAAUUACCGUCGUCCCCCUCAGAAAGGCACCAGCAUGGUCCUCUACGACAGCUGUGUCGACUCACAACACAACCCAUCCAUUUUUGUUGUGUUUGAGAAACAUCAGAUUUAUCCUGAAUUCCUAAUUGAGUACUCCUAAAAUCCACAGGGGUCCAUACCAAUGUCUUGCACUGAAGACAACAGAUAUUUUGUGACUUGCUAACAUUCUCACAUGCUCUACCUACUGUAUUUCUGUGAUUUAUUGAAUUGGGGCUAGUGAUUUAUUGAAUUGGGUUUAGGUUUAGGGCUAUCUUUUUUGUUAGUAUUUUGGGCUCGUUUUAAUCCACAUUCACCGAAGUUCAGCGCUAUAGCACGAUUUGAAAUUUAAAGGCAAUGUUCCCGCGCUCACUGAGACUGCAUUCACGGUAAAUGCUGCAUAUGCCGGCUCAAUUGGAAAUUACCUUUACAUUGAAGUUGCGCUGAACUUCGGCGAUAUGGAUUGAAUUGAGCCCUAAGAUGUUUUAUUUUCCUUUUCAAUAUGUAAUGAAUAACAUAACACAUGGCACAACAGUUGCAGAGGAUUGAGCUCUUUUUAUAUAUUUCAUUUUUUAAAGAGUGUGGCAGUCCCACUCCUUACAUAUUUUAUUGUUGAUAGAACAACGGCGAGAACACAGGAAAUGGAGAGAGAUGUGAGUCAGAAGGGCACUGGGUCAGAUUUGAACACAUGCCAACUCCGUACAUGUGUGCCAGGGUCUUUGGCCCUGUAACCGCUAGAACACGGGUAGGUUUUUUAAUCUAAUGGUCAUUGGUUCUUCUAUAUUAAUGUACACAUGGAAAUUCUUAUGUCAGAGACAUCAUUGUAAUAUCUUAUGAUGUGUUUUCUCUCUUAGGUAGGUGAUAGCUAAAACGUAUUCCUUGAGGUGGAUAUGAAAUAACUGUACAGUGUCAAACUUAAACAUUCCUAGUAAUGUGAAAUAUCAAUUUCUUAAGCUGAGUACUGAAUACCGAUCUUGUUAAAGUUGUGAAAAAUCCUGUCAUGCACUUUUCUUAUUUACACUAUCAACUUGAUAUUUAUCUUUACAACAUUAUAAAUUGUUACACUGCAAUAAAAUGGCUCUUCACUCA